AUGAAUAAGAGCGUUCCUACACCAGUGGACCUCAGUUACUCACCGACCUCGAUCAUGGAAGCCAUCGGUGUCUUCAUGACCUACCCCAUGUCUUCUUACCUCGAACAAGAACUCGACAAACGCUUCAAUCUCUUCCGUUUGUGGAAUCUCCCCCAGAAAAACGACUUCUUCAAGGAGAAUUUUGGUUCAAUCAGAGCCGUUGUCGGAAACGCCAACGCCGACAAGGUGGAUUUGGGGCAUUAUAAGCAGAAAGGGAUUAGGGUUACUAAUACACCUGAUGUGUUGACCGAGGAUGUAGCUGACUUAGCGAUUGGAUUGAUGUUGGCGACACUGAGAGAAAUUUGUGAGUGCGAUCGAUAUGUUAGGGCUGGAUUGUGGAAGAAAGUUUCUUCGUGUUUGUUUCUAUUGUCUGAGUGUUUUGGAUCGGAGGAUUUUCCAAAUUCGAUGAAUGGUGGGUUUUCCGAUCUAGUUGCAGGUUUGAGGCAACAGUCUCUUAUGGUGAUGGUGGUUUGA
This is a messenger RNA of Lactuca saligna, 513 nucleotides long. The record is from the annotation of a GenBank genome assembly. Lineage: Eukaryota; Viridiplantae; Streptophyta; Magnoliopsida; Asterales; Asteraceae.